This is a messenger RNA of Zingiber officinale, 1952 nucleotides long. Its product is annotated as histone-lysine N-methyltransferase ASHR3-like. The coding region runs from base 199 to 1662 and encodes 487 amino acids. The transcript is spliced from 11 exons. Gene Ontology annotation, biological process: regulation of DNA-templated transcription. The record is from RefSeq and is a predicted model, not a curated record. Gene Ontology annotation, cellular component: nucleus; chromatin. Gene Ontology annotation, molecular function: protein binding; histone H3K36 methyltransferase activity. NCBI's taxonomy places the organism in Eukaryota, Viridiplantae, Streptophyta, Magnoliopsida, Zingiberales, Zingiberaceae.
CAUUUUGGUUUUUCCCGUUUCCGGUUUCCCCUCGUCAUUUCCCCCCUCUUUUUCUGUCUUUUCUUUUAUCUCCAGCAGUGAAAUAUAACUCCCCGACAAGGGGAGUGAACUUCAUUCCAAAUCGGCGAGCCCCCUUCUCUCCUCGACCUCCUUUUCUGUUCCGUCUAUCCCCUAGAUCGAGCUUCCUCGGAGUUAUCGAUGCCGGAUCUUGGCAACCUCCUCCUCCCCUCUGUUGCCCCGCCAACGGUGGUCGUCCAGCACGGCGAUCCUUCGUGUUCAUCCUCGUCCUUCCGCCGCGAAACCCUAGAUGGGAACUCCGAUCUGGACCGCAGGUGGAGCAGCCACCUCCGGUUCGCGAUAUCGAAGGGCAGCUCCUGCGCAGAGCUCAAGAGGGACCAAAGCGCGAAGAUUGCCGACGGGAAAUCGUCACUGGAGGAUCACGUGCGGGAGUGGAAGGAGAAGAGGAUCGCCUCUGGCGUUCCAGAGCGGGAGUGCACCUUCCCUUUCCUCACUAAUGCUCCAAGAACGGUUGAUUGUCGGAUGUGUAAUAGGCCUAUCUUUCCUGGAGAUGAAAUACGCUGCACAGUCGUUGGUUGUCAAGAAGGUUAUCAUUUAACAUGUGUUAAGCAGAUGAUUGGACCCACAUGCAAACCUUUCAAGUGCCCUCAACAUGGAUGUUUCAUUUGCAAACAGAAAGGGCACUGGCGUUGUGUUAGAUGUGAAGUGGCAGCACAUGCAAAAUGUGCACCAUGGCCAAUGAAUGUCAUCUAUUUGAAAAAUCAACCAGGACGAGCUGUUUGUUGGAGGCAUUCUUCUGAUUGGCGUCUUGAGAAGGAGCAUGCAGAUCCAACUAGUGAUGUUAAGGAAGCAUUACUGCGCUUACCUCUUCCAUAUGCUGAUGAAGAGUUUAAGAUGGGCUCCAUCCUGAAAGAUGUUAUGGACAAGACCGAGCCAGCUCCCUAUGUACACAUCAGACGGAAUAUUUACUUAAUCAAGAAGAAGCGAGAUGGUUCUGAGACUAGUGGUGGAUGCACUAAUUGCAAUCCUAACUCGACAUGUCAGGAGAAUUGUGAAUGCAGGGGUCUUUCAAUUAGUUGCUCCAAGGAUUGCCAUUGUUCUGAUAUGUGCAGAAAUCGUCCUUUUCGUAAAGAAAAAAAGACCAAAGUUGUUAAGACAGAAUAUUGUGGAUGGGGAGUUGUUGCAUUAGAGGUUAUGGAGAAGGGAGACUUCAUCAUAGAGUAUAUUGGAGAAGUUAUUGAUGAUGCUUUAUGUGAAAAAAGGCUGUGGGACAUGAAACAUCGAGGGGAUCAGAACUUCUACAUGUGUGAACUUCAUAAGGAUUUCACAAUAGAUGCAACUUUUAAAGGAAACACUUCUCGAUUUCUAAACCACAGUUGUCAUCCAAACUGCAAACUAGAGAAGUGGCAAGUUGAUGGGGAGACACGUGUAGGUGUCUUUGCUUCUCGCUCAAUAGAAAUUGGAGAGCCACUGACAUAUGAUUACAGAUUUGUGCACUUCGGACCCAUGGUUAGAUGUUAUUGUGGAGCAUCCAACUGCCAAGGAUAUUUAGGAAGCAAGAAAAAGAUAAGCCAGAUUCCACUGUCCUGGGGUUGCAAAAGAAAGAGAUCUAUCAUGGUUCUGCGCGACAGAAGAUUCAGUUGAAGGAACAAAGUAAUUUGUUAUUUUAUUUUUCCAUGCGCUACAAUUAACUCAAUUGAUUGUACCUCGAGCUAUGGGGUUGAAAUUCCUUUUUGCCAGUUACUUUUUUAUACCUCUUCUCUGCCUGCGACAUCAGUUUUGCUGGUGUUGUGGCGUGUUGAGUGACCUAAGAUUCCUGUUCACGGCAAAAUUUUCUCGGGGUGGCUAAAUGCCUCCGCCGUCUUGGAAGAAGAUUUAUGAUGUUCAGCCAUUCAAAUUGACACUUAAUUGAAUCUAUUGAAGUUUAGUUAUAA